Molecule: messenger RNA, 2502 nt
Organism: Loxodonta africana (African savanna elephant)
Lineage: Eukaryota; Metazoa; Chordata; Mammalia; Proboscidea; Elephantidae
Gene: GDPD3
Product: glycerophosphodiester phosphodiesterase domain containing 3
Exons: 10
Coding region: 500-1456 (318 amino acids)
Biological process (GO): glycerophospholipid catabolic process
Cellular component (GO): endoplasmic reticulum membrane
Molecular function (GO): phosphoric diester hydrolase activity; phosphatidylcholine lysophospholipase A1 activity
Source: RefSeq, a predicted model, not a curated record
GUGUAAGGAAUUCCAGACUCUUGGAAAGAGUGGGGUCAGUUUUCCCCUUAGUCACCGUCCUUGUCCCCUCCAAUGACUUCCUGUCUAACUGGCUAGGGGUGACUUGGGGGUGACUCAGGUACACCCUACACAGCCCCAGAUUCUUUGGAAGUUGCAAUGGCAGAUGUGUUUCCUGGCCAUAAGCACCAGUGGGAGGGGGGAAGAUGGCAGCAGACCUGGUGGUGGGGACUUCAUUCUCCCAAUGUGCCUGAGGAUAGAGGUAUGCUGGGGCCUGUGAGGCGUCUAUGGGUGUGAGACUCAGGCUGCCUCUACAGCUCCCUCUACCCCAGCCCUAGCCUGCAGCCUGGCCCCGAGCCAGCAGCAGGCUCAGCAGGUCCCAGGGGCGUGGUGGCGGCCAGUGGUAGAGCCAGCCUACACCAGCCAGGCAGGCAGCAAGGCAGCACAGUCGGUCAGGGACAUAGAGCUCUCAGCAACCAGAGCCCUGAGCUGCAGUGCAGCCAUGAGCCCUCUGCUGUACUAUGCCCUGCCCGCCCUGGGUGGCUACAUCAUGCUCUCCAUCUUCUUUCUGCGCCGGCCACGCCUACUGCACACACCUUGGGUUCCAGCCUUCUGUCCCCGCCUGGGGGCCCACCGAGGAGGAUCUGGAGAGAGGCUGGAGAACACCAUGGAGGCCAUGGAGAACGCCAUGGCCCUGAGAGCCGACUUCUUAGAGCUGGACUGCCAGCUGACAAAGGAUGGUGUGGUGGUGGUAUCCCAUGACAAGAACCUGUUACGCCAGUCGGGCCUGAACAAAGAAGUGAGCAGCCUGGACUUUGAGAACCUGCCUCUCUACAAGGAGGAGCUGGAGGUUUACUUCUCACCUGGCCACUUUGCUCACGGGUCAGACAGGCACAUGGUGCGCCUGGAGGACCUGUUCCGGAGGUUCCCUCGGACACCCAUGAGCGUGGAGGUCAAAGGGGAGAACGAAGAGCUCAUUCACAAGAUAGCAGGCCUGGUGAGGUGCUUUGACCGCAGCGAGAUCACCGUCUGGGCCUCGGAGAAGAGCUCAGUGAUGCAGAAGUGCAAGGCUGCUAACCCUGAGAUGCCCUUCUCCUUCACGCUAAGCCGAGCAUUUUGGAUGCUGCUGCUCUAUUACGUGGGACUGCUGCCCUUCAUCCCAAUCCCUGAGAAGUUCGUCUUCUCAUUCCUGCCCACCAUCAUCAACAGGACCUACUUCCCAUUUUCCUGCCCUGGGCUGAACCAGUUGGCGGCUAUGGUUUCAAAAUGGUUCAUCAUGAGAAAAAGCCUGAUCCGACACUUGGAGGGGCGAGGGAUACAGGUGAUAUUUUGGUGCCUUAACGAAGAGUCGGAUUUUGACGUGGCCUUCGGCCUGGGGGCCACUGGCGUCAUAACCGAUUAUCCCACAGCCCUGAGGCGCUAUCUGGACAACCACAGAACAGCUGCUCGGGCCUCCUAAGCUCGAAGGCCCUCCCUGUGUCCUUUGUUUCUCCUUCCCAAUAAAUAUUUUCUUUUUAGUCAUGUGUUUGUGCUUGGGGAGGGGAUCCUGGAAGACUGUAAAGAUGGUUGCUGGACAGGGGAAACGAAGGCCUGGGGCCAGAGCCUGGGGCUCUAACCAGCUUGACCCACUGGUUCCACUACAUUCCAGACCCAGUGUAAUGCCACACCCUGUGCCACUCUGGCCUCCACUCUUCCUCAAGAAUGUCCCUUGCAGGGCCAACCCAGGUGUCCUGGCCCCCAGCCCCUUUUAUUGAGAGCCACAGAUGAUGGUCCCAUUCUCCUGAGGCCAUUAAGAGCUCCAGACACACAGCAAGGGACUUGCUCUCCCAUGUCCUGCCCCUGUGGGCCUCCUCGCUGGGCUGCAGAGGAUGGACAUGAGUGGGACAGCCGAGUUCACAGCACCCAUCUACUGCUUCAGCAGUUCCAACCUUCCACUCCAGAAAGCCUGUCUUCCCAGGUGCUCAGGCUUCCAGAAGUUAGCCCUCCCCAGCCUUGGUACCUUAGUCAUUUAUCCAUUCGCAUAUUUCACAAACAUCAGCUGUCUCUAGGGUAGGCUGGGUACUGGGGCCCCAGCUGUAAAAAGGCAAGUUUAGCAUGGCAGACAUGCUUAAACAGACGUCAUCAACUGAAUUCAGAGGGGGCACUCAACCCAGGGGUCUGGGCAUCAGAGGAGACUGCCUGGAGGAGAUGACGCUGGACAAUAGGAAUUUGCCUGUUCCCAGGAUCUGGCUCCCAGACAGGCACCUUUAAGCUCUUCCAUUCUAAGUGAACUGAGCCUGCUCCUAGUGCUAUGGCAGAAACUAUGGAAUCAGACCAAAGUGAGAAUCCGAAUCAUAAUCCUGGGAGACUUGCUAAACAUCUCUGGGCCUGGAUUCCUCGGUUAAAUGGGAACAAUAGUAGAAACUGCCUCAUAGGAUAUACUGCAGGGAUUAAAAGAAUGAGGUGCAAUCGGUGGGAAACUAUUAUUUGCAGGGUGCAUGAGUCCAACCACUCUCUCCCUCCUGA